UCAACCGGAAGUUCCAGCAUAGGCAACAGCCAAGUUGAGCGAACGGGAGUUGAACCAGUUUAGUGUAAACAGCAAGAACAUGGACGACGACGUGCUGACAACGUUAAAGAUUUUAAUAAUCGGAGAGAGCGGUGUCGGUAAAUCCAGUUUACUCCUGCGCUUUACAGAUGACACCUUCGACCCAGAGUUAGCUGCUACUAUUGGUGUGGACUUCAAAGUGAAAACAAUUGCAGUAGAUGGCAACAGAGCGAAGCUGGCCAUAUGGGACACAGCAGGUCAGGAGAGGUUUAGAACUUUAACACCAAGCUACUACAGGGGAGCCCAGGGCGUCAUUUUGGUGUAUGAUGUUACUAAGCGGGACACGUUUACAAAGCUUGAGAACUGGCUGAAUGAACUGGAGACAUACUGCACACGCAACGACCUGGUGAAAAUGCUUGUCGGAAACAAAAUCGACAAGGACAAUCGUGAAGUAGACAGAAAUGAAGGCUUGAAGUUUGCACGGAAACACUCUAUGCUUUUUAUCGAGGCUAGUGCAAAAACACGGGACGGAGUUCAAUGUGCCUUUGAAGAACUGGUGGAGAAGAUCUUGCAGACGCCUGGGCUCUGGGAGAGCAGCAUCCAGGGUCACGGGGUUCAGCUGUCUGACCAUGAACAGCAGCAUCAGGGUGCCUGCGGGGGCUACUGCUCCCUGGUUUAACAUCCUCACCUUGCUCCAGAACCACAAACUGUUGUUUCUAUAUGAGAGCUUCUACUGAGGAGGAAGGGUCUCCUCCCUCAGAGCUGGUCAAAGGGACCUUUGCAGUUUGCACACCCUGUCAUAUAUCUGAUGUCUUUAGAGUCCCAGUAUUUUAUGUCAUAUUAUUCUUAGUGAUUAAUGUUUUAAAGUGCUACUUUACCAGUAGCAUAUGUAAACAUUUGUUAUGCAAAAUGCGUCCGGUUUAAUAUUACAGUCUGAGCGCCUGGAACUACGGCUAGUUAACAUGCCGAGAGGGGCCGAGACAUAGGAAGGUCUUCCCAGUCUAAAAAUAUUUAUCAAAUGUCCUACUACAUGUUAAAUUUCUCUCAUACCCUUCGCUAGUUUGUUUAAUAUAUUUUCUGUAACUCUAAUUUUAAAACUUUCUAAUUUUUAUUUCUAUGUAAUUUUGUGAUAUUUUUCUUCAAUUGUUGCUUAGCACGGUCCUACGGUCUUAGAAAUAUUAUUUUAUAAAUAUAAUAUUCAAUGGCUGAUCUGAAUUAUCUACGCUGAAAUAACUUAACAGGCAUUUGUCUAUGAGAUGCUGUUGAACUAAAUUAUGUAUUAUUAUUUGAAAUGCAGUGCUGUUUGUUUUGGGACUACAAUACAUACAUUUAAACUUACUUGGUAAUAUAAUCCUUAAUGAUCUCAAACUUCUCUGAAUAUCACAAGGCUGCCCAUUUUACUCCACUGUGUUUAGACAUUGUCACUUCUAUCCAUGAAAUUUGCUUCUCUUAUUAUGUGAGAAUGAACACCAAAAAUACAUUCUGUAUUGUAAAUGCUUUUUAAUCACAAAGAUUUGACCAUGCCUUAAUAUUUAUUAGUGCUGCAUGUAUAACUUCACAUAAUGAAUCUGUAGAGAGUAUGUUAUUGUACCCAGUCAGAAUGGCCAAUGGUUAUUUAACUUCUUGAUAACAUAUCUUGGUCAUAAAGUUUGAGUGUUGAUGUUUUUGUCUUGCAUUCCUCUAAUGGAGAUGUUUGAAAAAUGUAUCUUGUCAUGCUGACAAUUGCUUGUGACUUUCUUUAACCACAAAACCAAACACUAACCAGUACCACAAUUAAGACCUCUUACAGUUUAUGGGUAUUGAGUUCAGAUGGGACAGUGUUGCUCUUAUGAAUGCGUCAUACUCAGCUGUGUAGAUGCAUUAUUUCUUUUAAAGGCUGUUGUGCUUGAAUUAUGAAGUACAUUUUCUGCAAUGUAGUGGACGGUAAGGAGUAAUUAUAUAACUGAGAGCAACAGUUCUGUUUUAUUUUUUUCCAUUAAAAACUUCUCUUAAGAUU
Molecule: messenger RNA, 2014 nt
Organism: Triplophysa rosa
Lineage: Eukaryota; Metazoa; Chordata; Actinopteri; Cypriniformes; Nemacheilidae
Gene: rab18b
Product: RAB18B, member RAS oncogene family
Exons: 7
Coding region: 80-697 (205 amino acids)
Molecular function (GO): GTPase activity; GTP binding
Source: RefSeq, a predicted model, not a curated record